UAACCAAUCAAAAUAGUUAAACAAUGGCUGGACUUUAAUACGUGCAAGAUAAAGUUUGGAAAGCAGUUAUUUUCCAUUCGCUUCAAAUUUCACAACAACUUGGCUUGAAAUUCGCCAACCUGUCGCCGCUGAAGCAAUAACAUAUGUUUUUGCCGUCCACAUGUUUUAUGUUGGGGCCGUACGUGUGUGCGUGAGAUUACGUCAUAGUUCAUUGCCAAACAAAUAAUGCCCAAUAUUUCUCAAUACUCAACAGGGACGACAACUGAAAAGUGGCUAAAGAACAUAAGUCAAUAGCGUGACAACACAAUACCGCUGUCCCCGCCAGCGAGAGGUGCGACCAGACGAUCGAGAGCGCCAGCCGAGAAGCGCUCUAUAAGUAUGGCGAAUCGCCAGUUGUGCCGUGUCUGUGUGCCCAGACUGCUGCCCGCCAGCUUUUCGAGCACCCUCAGCGCAGUGAGCAGCAGUCGUCGGAGCACAGUGAGCAACCGCCAGAGCAUGAGGGAGGCACGUCUGCGUGCCGCCAGGGAGCAACACUCGAGCCCGCCCAGCUACACCCUGGCCGACUUGGUCUUCAAUCCCGAUUUGCAAAGGAGCCUCAGUGAUGGCAAAGGAACCAUCGAGACCAAAAAAUGCGACAAGGAUUGCAGUGAAGCCUUCGAGGAAGCCGUCGAGCAGCUAAACUACCUGCUAAUAAGCGACGAGACCAACAAGGCUGUGAACGCGGCCUUCGAGGCAGCCAUCGCUCAGCUAAACUACCUGCAAUCCAACGAGGACACCAUCAGGGAUUCUGUGAUUUCCCGGAGGGACGCCAAAAAGUUCACGGUGAAGUAUCUGGAGCGGAGCGGUCUGGCGCUGGAGACCGUGGAGAAGCUGAACUACAUCCAUGUUUCCGGCACCAAGGGCAAGGGCUCCACCUGCGCUUUGACCGAGUCCCUGCUACGCCAUCAGGGCCUCAAAACAGGCUUCUACUCCUCGCCGCACAUCCUGGCCACCAAUGAACGCAUCCGCAUCAAUGGCCAGCCGCUGGACAAGGCCAAGUUCACGGAACACUUCUGGAAGGUUUACAACCGCCUGUGGGAGUUGCGGGAGCAUGAUCAUGAUAUGCCCGCCUAUUUCAAGUUUGUCACCAUACUGGGCUUUCACGUAUUCGUGGAGGAGAAAGUGGACGUGGCAGUGCUUGAGGUGGGCAUCGGCGGUGAAUCGGAUUGCACCAAUAUUGUACGCAACGUAGGCACUGUGGGCAUCACUUCGCUGGCAUUGGAGCAUACGGAUCUGCUGGGCACUACGCUCGAGGAGAUUGCCUGGCAGAAGGCGGGCAUCAUUAAGCCCGGAUCGCAUGUCUUCACGCAUGUCACACAGCCCGAGUGCCUCGAGGUGAUACGUCAGCGGGCGAAGGACAAUGGCAUCGAUACCAUCUUUGAGGUGCCACCCACCGAGGAUUACUUCAAAUCGGAGGCAACCGCCGCCCAGCCGUACGAAGAUCUCAGCGCUGUGAUUAAGCUGAAUGGCUCUCUGGCCGUCCAGCUGGCCAUGGAUUAUUUGGUGCGGGCGAAGGGAAGGAAGCACAUCGCCAACGAGGUGCUGAUGGAUCAACAGCUACUAGAUGGCCUGGUAAAAUCCCACUGGCCGGGUCGAUGUCAGAAGGUCGAAUGGCGGGGAAUGCGUCUAUUCUUUGACGGAGCCCACACGCUGGAGAGCAUAGAGGUGUGCGCGGAGUGGUUUCACAAGAACGUGAAGGACAGUCCGAAUCCCAAGAUCCUGAUAUUUAACCGCAAGGGGCAGUCGGAUAUCCGGCCGCUGCUGAAGGUCCUCCGUCGCACAUGUCCCUUCGACAUGGCCUGCUUCUCCCCCAAUCUGUCCGCAGCGAAGCCGAUCUAUGCCAGCCAGGUGUUUCUAUCCGUUAGCGAGGAAAGGCAGCUGGGCCGGUCUCAGGCCAUUGCCAAUGACUGGGAUGACCUGUGUCGCAACGAGAAUACACCGUGCAAUAGCCAAGCCUUCGCUCACAUGGUCGAUGCAUUUGUGGCCAUUCGGCAGAAGUUUCCACUAACAGAGAACUCCGGACACUUGGAUGUGCUCGUCACCGGCUCCUUCCAUCUAGUGGGGGCGGCCAUAGCUGCCCUCGAUGCAAUAGAUCAGUCUCAAAGGAACAACGAGGAGGAGGAGGAGCAGAAAUGAGGUUCCUGCUCCUGUGUUCCCUCUGCAUUCUCGUGCAUUCCCAGUGCGCAUCCUGUGUGCAUCCACAGGAUGCUAAAGUAAUGGCUUAAGAAUAGUUAAUAGUCGAGUUACAACUCUGGCGCGUAAGCAAAACGGACUCUUAUUAUCCAAAGUCUAUUUUAAUUUUUACAUCGUACGUGUACGUCCAGGUUCUUAUGGCCUAAGAAUCAAUUUAUUUUGUCAUCAAAUUUAAUUUGGAAUGUAAGCUGAGAAGAACAAAU
Drosophila serrata is the source of this 2435-nucleotide messenger RNA. It is a transcript of the gene Fpgs1, whose product is annotated as Folylpolyglutamate synthase 1. The record is from RefSeq and is a predicted model, not a curated record. Gene Ontology annotation, molecular function: ATP binding; tetrahydrofolylpolyglutamate synthase activity. Gene Ontology annotation, biological process: tetrahydrofolylpolyglutamate biosynthetic process. Gene Ontology annotation, cellular component: mitochondrion; cytoplasm; cytosol. NCBI's taxonomy places the organism in Eukaryota, Metazoa, Arthropoda, Insecta, Diptera, Drosophilidae.